AUGUCCAAUUUCCACGGGACCUACGAGAAAAACCUCAAAGACGGCGAUUUCAAAACCGACGGUGGAGAAAGCGUACUCAACAAGGAGAUUGGAGUGGAUGACAUGACCAGUGCAGGUGUGCAAGGCAACAAAAUUUCCACUAUUGCUCCUAAAACAUUCACUACUUUUGAAAGGCACGUUAACCAAGAUACCGUAGCCACCUCGCAGGGGAAUAUAGAAAACCUAAACGGUGAACUUCCAAUUAAGAUAAAAGAUAUUAGGGAGCAGGUUGCAGACAUCGCGUUGAAAUCUAUUUCCGACCUCAACGAGCAAGCCGGACAACAGUUAGAGCUGGUCACCAAAACUCUUGACGCUCUUUGCCGUGACGUUAAACGCGCCGCAGAAGACGUUCAAAUAAAUUUGAAUGUACUGAAAAGUACGAAAAUUGACGUUAAUUUAAAACGCAUUCAUGGCCUGAUUGAUGACCUUCGAACAACUCAGCUGGGCGCUGUCAUCGGCUUGACGAACAAUUUCCUCACUCAAUUCGCCGACAAAGCCGGAGAACAAAUCGUCAAAGAUCUCGAGCAGGACGCAAACAUUGAAGUGACAAAAGGCGAAACUGAUAUCAUUCAUGAAUUACGUAAAAGGUAUAUCGCCUUUAUCAAAUUGCUUCUAACAGAGUUCUCCAGCAAAUGCAAGAAUGACCUCUAUGGGCUACCCGAUGAAAUAACAAAGGACGCCGACAAGGGUGCGAAAGGGUUUAUGAAGCAGUUAGCAACAUUCUCUGAGAUGCAUCUUCAACGCGCUGACUUGACCAACCUAGCGUCUUUCUCUCGCCCGGCAACAUCAUUCAUAGGUGACCUGCUUGAAAAAGUAGCCUCAAGUGACGAUAUCGGCGCCAAGCACAACGCACUUUCUCAAAUUGGCAAAGCUGUGAGAACCAUGCUUAACAAAAUAACAAAGUACAAUCACAAAUUCCUCACCCACCUCUCCGCCCUUUCCUCCCUCCUCGCAACCAUCCGCCCCGCAUCCUACUCCGACGCUAGCAACCCCCUGCUCGACUGUCUUAAAAAGGGCGUGCAGGGGAUGUGCGAGGAGCUAGCGAAGGCCUACGUAAGCGUGUAUGAUAGCGAGACUUUCGGUGCUGAGCUAAUAAAAAACCUCAAACAUGUAUCUAGCGUUGGUAAACUUGAAAUAAAAUAUGAUCUGACUGACGAAGGCACCAGGUUGUCUAAGGUGUUCCUCACGGUGCUCCGCACCAUUGACGUUUCGCUUCAUACGUUGAAAUCCAACUGCAGAGUUCUGCAAAAGAAACGAAUCAACAAAGAUACUGACAUUGGCAGACUGUUCGCUGAAAUGGGAUAUGUAGUUUCAAACUUUGAUGAGCAAAAUGGCGAGCUACAGGACAAAAGUGAUAUGACCGGCGAGCAUAUCCUAGGCCGACUUAUCGGUCGCAGUGGGAGAGUGUACAGCAGCCACGAUGAUAAAAACUACGAAGGGGCACUAAAGGAUCUCGUCACGCACCUCAAUCGCUACUUCGAAGUGUGCCACUUCACCAUCCGCCCUAGACCUAGGACACCUUGCAAUGUAUACGAAAUGCUUGUAUGGCUCACAGGCCUUCCUCACAAUCCGGUUUACGACGCGCUAUUAGAAGACGGUCUCAGUGCGCCAUUUAAAGACCCGGCGAAGCAGACGAAGGAAGCGGGUGACGGCUUCGAGUUCACCGUGUUUGACCUCCAGACGUCACAUAUAGAUGCUUACCCGAGUAACAUCACCUACAAGAAUACGGCUAGGACGAUAGAUCACAUAUCUUCGAAAGCAUACGACGUAUUGGCCACCAUCGUCGGACAUGGCAACGCGUCUACCGUGUACGCUUGUGACUUCCCAAGCAACACCCUCAAUUUGAAAUAUCCCGCUGGCGGUGAGGACUGCCUAAAUACACUCCUCGAUAUCCUGCGUAGACUUCUACCGCAGCUGCAAUAUUUGUUCCACCGCUGUAACGUUACCGAUACGUAUUACGGUUGGCGAAAUUGUAAGUACGGCAGGGACGUACCGACAGCCAAGUGGCCGUGUAGCGACCACUCAAGCGACAAAGCAACGUACGAAGCAACGUGCCAGACAAAGUGUAAACCAAAAUGCAAAACAACUUGCCAACCAACAUCGCCAUUGAUGUCUUAUCUAAAUGACUGCCUAUCUGCUCAUUUGCCGCAUCAGAUAGUGACGGUGGGUUGCAAGUCUGAAUGUAAGACAUGCCCUUCCAAUAGCCCUGGAAUGCCGUGCCGAAUGCCCUUCGGAUUUAGAGGAUUUUCUGGGUCAACGAAGACAGGUAUGGAUAUAUGCGAAAGCAUCAGGCUAUUUUUGGGUAGCGGCCUAGUGUCGUCCCUUUUGUGCCUUAUACCCAGGCCGCCGUCUACACUACCGGAGCACUUCAACUUUGCGUUGCAGUUGGGUAAUAUGUUGCAUAAAGGUAAAAGCUCCGGCGGUAAUGGCGUCAGUGCAGCAUUUAUAAAAUCGAUCGAAAGCGCAUCUAUUCGCCUGUACGAAAAUCCCAUGGAGCUGACCGAUGCGCUUAGCGGUGCCUAUGGUAAUACGCAGUCUGACCACAGUCAUACCAGUGGGGAACCUAAACAUGCCCCGUUAUCCAGUUUAUCGAUGAACAACUCAUGUAUGCUUCCUAAGACCGACAAUAUUUUCUGUGGUCCCUACCUUCAAUCUCUACACCAGGAUUCCUAUUAUUCACUCGCCGAGAAGCAUUGUAACCUGUACUUGUCCUGGGCGAUAUACUUGCCGUGGCAAUUUUGGAAUUAUCUGAAAACCCUGUACGAUUCCUUCUGCAGUAUAUCCUGCCAGGACUGGGGCUGCAGUGGUUGCUUAAAAGGUGACAAAUGCAAGACGGGCAAACACGGAACGGACUACAACUGCAGAUGCUGGAGUGUCGUCAAAUGCCGCGGAGUGCAAAGCACUUUCUACAGUUAUGGAUUCGCAUUCGGCGACGCGAAAAAAUUGUUGGACGAGAAUGAACUGAGGUAUUGCCACGAUUUCUGCAAACAACUUGAGAAUAUUCUCAAUUCACAAUUUUUCAAGGACCUCCUCCAAAAGUGCGAUGAAUUCAUAUUCACCAUCAGACAGCCGUUUAUAUGGCUUAACGUCGCGCUCUGGUCACUAUCUCUCUUCUACCUCAUCUGCGUAAUGGUUGGCAGACUGGAUGUGCUCCACAUCAAAUCGCACCUGAGGAUACCGUCGUCGCACAAGAUAACGGCGCAAUCAUUGUUGGCGGCAGCGCAAGUCGGAAGGCUUGCCAAGAUAUCGUACCUGCAACCGUGA
Molecule: messenger RNA, 3303 nt
Organism: Babesia bigemina
Lineage: Eukaryota; Apicomplexa; Aconoidasida; Piroplasmida; Babesiidae
Exons: 1
Coding region: 1-3303 (1100 amino acids)
Source: RefSeq, a predicted model, not a curated record